AUGGGGACAGAAAGGAACGCUAAAAAGGACGGAGAGCUUGUAGAAACAGUUUGCAAGCCGCUUCGGAUCGAAAUCGACCGUCUGGACAUCCCUAAAAACAGUGUCGUCAGGCUGAAAGAGGAUGGAAAGCCCGAGAGAAAAAAGACAAUACACAGGAUAUCAAGGAUAACGACUAGAAAGAUGGAGAAGAAGAUGGAAGAAGAGAACACGAGCCAGGAAGAGGAGCCGGACCUUCUCACAGAGAUCAAAAACUUCAUCAAGCAACCGCACAAGCAGGUCGACACGCCGAGCAGAUCUUCAAAACGGCUCAAAAACCGCAAAGUCAAGUUUGACGUUCUGAGACUUCUCUCCGGUGAGGACAGUUCAGACGUUUCAGAGGUGAAGAGACACAAGAUGUCAAAGAUAAGAGAAUUGAAGAAAGAUGAUGUGGUUAGUGAAGACAUGCACUUGGAAGAUUCGGAUUCUGAGAAACUAGAUAAAAGUGAAGAGAAAGCAAAGGCUAAGCUGAAGUCGACUUUACAGAAGAAGAAAAGGUCGCUUGAUCAAAAUCAAGAAACACAACUCGAUGAAAACCCUGAAAAACAAAUUGAUACUUUAGACACAACAAAACCUUCAGAUAAGGAUCUUAGAACAUCCUCUCCUCUUGAUUUAAUCCCAGAACUCGAUGGAAUGAAUUCUGGAGAAAAAUUCAAAUCCUGUAAAAAUGAGCAUGCAGAAGAAAUGAGCAAUUCACAUAAGAUUAGUUUAAGGCUGGAGGAAAAACAAAAAAAGCAAGUUGUAAAUAUAUCACUUCCUCCUCCCAACAUUGAUCCGACGAAUCAGACAAAACACAGCUCGUUACAUCUGGCUCUAGGUCCAGACAUUUUAGUUAAAAGAGUGAAGAGCAAAAAACCGAUCGACACGGUGGCAAAUACGAGGUUAGAGAACACUCCGCCAUCAGAAGAUAAUCUAGAAGGGACUUCAUCCUCGCCCAAUAAGCUCAAAAAGAACAAACUUGAAAAACUAAUCGCAAAGACAGACAAUCUUGAGACAGAAGUAGUUGUUAUUUUUAAGCAAACUGGUAAAAACAAUCAACUCCAGCUCACAGAUGCUAAAAAGAGGAAACAGAGGAGAGUCCUUUUUGCAAAGAAGGACGGCUCUGAAAAUGUAAAUCAAAGCUCGAAUCUUCCUGCCAGAGACAGUCCAGAAGAAGACGAAGACGAUCGGAUUUCAAAGUCAGAAGAAAAGCUACCCAGUAAAAAGAUUUCAGAACAGGUUCUGGACAGGAGGAAUUUAGACACUCAUUUUAGUGAAAAGUAUGAAAAUUCAUUUGAUCGAUAUUUUUACACCGAGGACAAUUUAUGUGAAUUCACUGACAGCCUGGACUCUGACAGCAGCGAUGAAGAUAAUGUACUUUUGCACUUCAUCUGUCUCGACAAGGAUAAAAACCAGAAACAAAGCCAACCCACCAAUCAGGACGAUGAAGUGACUAUUUACGAUCUUAUGCAGGAAUUGUCCAAGGAGAUGCCGUCUUGGAACAUUCACACUCUGUCUGACAACGGACAUUUCAGUCUCGUCCAAAUUGACAAUGGGCCUUUGGGAUUGCCUGUUAUGAAAAAAGUUAUCCUCUUUGACAAUGAUUUCAACGCGCAAGUGUACAUUGGUGAGAAACCAAUACUUGGAUAUAGCGGUAUCUACGACUCGUAUGACUCUAUAAAACAACUGGUUCUCUCAGUAGAUCAAAUUUAA
Messenger RNA from Cimex lectularius (bed bug), 1728 nucleotides. RefSeq lists its product as uncharacterized. The transcript has a single exon. The coding region runs from base 1 to 1728 and encodes 575 amino acids. The record is from RefSeq and is a predicted model, not a curated record. NCBI's taxonomy places the organism in Eukaryota, Metazoa, Arthropoda, Insecta, Hemiptera, Cimicidae.